This is a messenger RNA of Ceratina calcarata, 880 nucleotides long. RefSeq names its product ras-related protein Rab-24. Gene Ontology annotation, molecular function: GTPase activity; GTP binding. The transcript has 3 exons. Bases 247 to 696 code for a protein of 149 amino acids. The record is from RefSeq and is a predicted model, not a curated record. Lineage: Eukaryota; Metazoa; Arthropoda; Insecta; Hymenoptera; Apidae.
UUUAUCAGAAUGUCAGCAAAAAAUCAUUUUAACAAAAUUGAUAUAAAAUAGCAAAACUGAGAAUUGUUUUGACUUAGGGCUUAUACUAAUUUAAGCCAUCUUGUUUCUCUUAGUCCGCGACAUGGAAGGAAUAUUCUAAAAUAAAAUUAAGAUUUGCACUGAGAAUUGUCUAAGAGGUGCAUCGUAAACAAAUUAACUCAGUUCCGCUUUCCCUAGACUAUAGGUGCUGUGUUUGCUGCUAAGCAAAUGCAAAUCGAUGGAAAAAAGAUUAUCAUGGGAAUAUGGGACACAGCAGGCACUGAAAGAUAUGAUGCUAUGUGUAAAAUAUAUUAUCGCGGCGCGAAGGCAGCUAUUAUUUGUUACGAUAUUACAAUGCCGGACACGUUUCAAAAAGCGAAAUAUUGGAUAAGGGAGCUGAGAGAUAUAGAGGAAGACUGUAAAGUGUACAUUUGUGCUACAAAAAAGGAUAUCUUAGAGCACGGUGCAGUUCCAUGUCCUGAGAUAGACGUUGUAGAAAGAUAUGCUGCAAGCAUACAAGCUAAAUUGUUUUUAACGUCUAGUAAAACUGGAGAAAACGUUGCUGAGCUGUUCAAUGAAAUAGCAGAAGACUUUAUGUCUGACCCAAGAAAUGUACAAAAAGUGGAGGAAGCAAUUGAAAUAAGCAAUCAGUCCAAAAGAACAAAUUGUUGUAAAUAGGUGAAACAAAUUUAAAAUUAUCAUGCGUCCCACGCUUCGUUUGGUAUUGCUUUGUACAAGUGAACAUUACAAGUGUAAAUUAAUGUGUAGUAUAGUAUAUCUCGACACAUUAUUACAUGUAAAUGUAAGAAAGACACCGCUGAAGAUUAUUUUUAAAUAUACAUUAUAUUUUACAUUCCUUCGA